Molecule: messenger RNA, 1956 nt
Organism: Paraphaeosphaeria sporulosa
Lineage: Eukaryota; Fungi; Ascomycota; Dothideomycetes; Pleosporales; Didymosphaeriaceae
Product: Thioesterase/thiol ester dehydrase-isomerase
Exons: 2
Coding region: 260-1684 (474 amino acids)
Biological process (GO): acyl-CoA metabolic process
Cellular component (GO): mitochondrion
Molecular function (GO): fatty acyl-CoA hydrolase activity
Source: RefSeq, a predicted model, not a curated record
GAGAGAGUGAUCAAUGUUGUGAGCCACAGCUCAAUGUUGGCAGCCUGCAUUGCAAUCACUGCGCGGCCUAAUUCGAUAGUCCGGGACAUCUUCACAAUGCCGUGAAACCUGCAAGCGCAGCUACUUGGGCAGUGAAGUGAAGGUGUUCGGAUGGGCGACCCGCAAUGAUCCCAGAGGGAAGGCCAAGACGCGAACAGACGGCAAGUGUACCCGACGUCAUGCCUGCUCCAGCAGCUCCACAGCCCCUCCACCCACCACCAUGGCUCACUUGUCCAGGAUAACACUGCGCCGCGUGAGCAGGGCCGCCGAGUGCAAUUGUGCGCGUUCGUUCCUGGCGCGACCUGCCACAGUUCCAGCGACGCAUCGCGCCUUCCGCACCACGUCUCCCAGCCGAACCGAUGGCGUAUUUCGCGAGCUCACGGCGCAGCGCCUGCAGACGCCAUGGGUCGAAGCAUUGCGCAAACAACAGGAGGAAAGCAAGAGCGGCGCCAAAAAGCCCCUUGCGCCUCAGGUCCCCAAAGAACGCGAUUUGACCCCAAAGCGCAUGGAUGACAGCUACCACAAAGUCGUGCUUCCUCUUGCGCAAGACCCAUGGCUGCUCGACACGUACCUCAACUCCUCCGGUCACAUACGGUUGGGGACGAUAUUCAUGGAUCUCGAUGCGCUUUCUGGAGUUAUCGCGUACAAGCACACUGGCGACGACGUAACCACCGUGACCGCCAGCUGCGAUCGCAUCGUGAUCAACCAUCCCCUGACCGAGAUCUGCGAUUUGGAACUGUCUGGGAAAGUCACAUAUGCGACUGGCAGGAGCAGUAUGGAGAUCACUAUGCAGGUCGCGAAAGCACCGCAAGAGGGCCAAACCAUCAAGAACGAGGACGUGCUCAUACACUGUACAAUGACAAUGGUUGCUCUAGAUCCAGCUACAAAGAAACCAGUCAACGUUAACCCGCUCAUCGUCUCCUCACCCGAAGAAAAGCGUCUCUACGACCUUGGCGAACGCAACUCAAAAGUCCGCAAACAACGCAAAGAGACAGCUCUCACCAAACACACGCCCAACGACCUCGAAUCAGACCUCAUACACGCCUUCUGGCAGAAGCAACUUCAGUACCAUGACCCCUAUGACGAGCUCCGCAAACCCGACAACGCGCACUUCAUGGACACCACCAUACUCCGCAACGCCACCAUCAUGCAGCCCCAGAACAGAAACAGGCAUCAAUUCAUGAUCUUUGGUGGCUUCCUGCUGAAGCAGACAUUCGAGUUGGCAUUCACGACCGCCGCUGCCUUUGCGCACGCGCGCCCCACGUUCGUCUCGCUCGAUCCGUCAACCUUUCAGAACCCUGUACCCGUCGGCUCGAUCCUAUACAUGACGGCAACGGUCGUAUACACAGACCCCCCACUCAUCGGUGCCCCAGACGAGCAGUUCGACCCUCAGAGCGAAUACACAAGGGUGCAGGUGCGCGUGGACAGUAAAGUGCGUGAUGUCGAGCACGGCCGUUCCAAGCCCACGGGAACAUUCAACUACACAUUCACCGUGAAGAAGAACAUCAGAGUGGUACCGAGGACGUAUCAGGAAUUCAUGCUGUAUCUUGACGCGAGGAGACGAGCGGAGCAGGUGAAGGAGACUCUGCAGCAUGAGGGCGUAGGACUCAGCGCGCAGACCGCGGAGGAGAGUGUGACUGAGUAGCGCGGUCUCUGGCGACCCUGUAAUCAUUGUACAUCAGACCGAAGUUAGAUCGCGCGAGGGGACUUGUGCGGGCAUGCGCGUAGCACAGUCUAGGAAUGCUAUGUAGAGCGAGUUGACCCACGCAACAUUGACACGAGAAAGUACUCAAUUGGGAUCCAAACGGAAAUCAUCUAAGCAGAAGCCUCUGUCACAAAACUAAGCAUACUGCGCUCUAUGGUAUAUCAACAGGACAAGAUUCAGUCCAGCACCCAAUCCAAAUCCACGUAACGCCU